Messenger RNA from Xiphophorus couchianus (Monterrey platyfish), 3186 nucleotides. It is a transcript of the gene gabrb2a, whose product is annotated as gamma-aminobutyric acid type A receptor subunit beta2a. Lineage: Eukaryota; Metazoa; Chordata; Actinopteri; Cyprinodontiformes; Poeciliidae. The coding region runs from base 1 to 1581 and encodes 526 amino acids. Gene Ontology annotation, cellular component: membrane. Gene Ontology annotation, biological process: monoatomic ion transmembrane transport. The record is from RefSeq and is a predicted model, not a curated record. The transcript is spliced from 10 exons. Gene Ontology annotation, molecular function: extracellular ligand-gated monoatomic ion channel activity; GABA-A receptor activity.
AUGGGGAGGAUCAGGGAAAACCACUUUGGGAUUUUGACUUUUUCCUUAUUGUUGACCUUCAUCUGGGCUCAAAGCGUCAAGGAUAUUAAGGAUCCGAGCAAUAUGCCUCUUGUGAAGGAAACAGUGGACCGGCUGAUGAAAGGAUACGACAUUCGGUUGAGGCCGGAUUUUGGAGGUGCUCCUGUGGCGGUGGGGAUGAAUAUUGACAUUGCAAGCAUAGAUAUGGUAUCUGAAGUAAAUAUGGACUACACUUUGACCAUGUACUUCCAACAAGCGUGGCGGGACAAGCGCCUCUCAUACUCAGAGAUCGCCUACAACCUGACGCUGGACAACCGGGUGGCUGACCAGCUCUGGGUCCCUGACACCUACUUCCUCAAUGACAAGAAGUCCUUUGUUCACGGCGUCACGGUCAAGAACAGGAUGAUCCGUCUCCACCCCGAUGGGACGGUGCUUUACGGGCUCCGCAUCACUACGACUGCUGCCUGCAUGAUGGACCUGCGCCGCUACCCUCUGGAUGAGCAAAACUGCACUCUGGAGAUAGAAAGCUACGGAUACACCACAGAUGACAUCGAGUUUUACUGGCGAGGUGGGGACGGCGCUGUGUCUGGGGUCGACAGGAUAGAGCUGCCGCAGUUCUCCAUUGUUGACUACAAGCUCAUCUCCAAGAAUGUUGUCUUCUCGACAGGUUCUUACCCCCGCCUGUCUCUCAGCUUCAAACUGAAGAGGAACAUCGGUUACUUCAUCCUGCAGACAUACAUGCCUUCCAUCCUGAUUACCAUCCUCUCCUGGGUCUCCUUCUGGAUCAACUAUGAUGCAUCUGCUGCCAGAGUGGCCCUGGGAAUCACUACGGUGCUGACCAUGACAACCAUCAACACUCACCUGCGAGAGACGCUCCCCAAGAUCCCCUAUGUGAAGGCCAUCGACAUGUACCUGAUGGGCUGCUUUGUGUUCGUCUUCCUGGCUCUGCUGGAGUACGCUUUCGUCAACUACAUCUUCUUCGGCCAGGGUCCCCAGAGACAGAAGAAGGCGGCUGAGAAAGCGGCCACGGCCAACAACGAGAAGCUGAGACCCGACCCCAAUAAGUGGCUGGUGGGAAAUGUAGUUCAAAGAGAUGAUGCUCUGUAUGCCAGAAUGAAACAGAGGGAAAUUGACGCAUAUGACUCGAUGUGGGAUCCCAUCUUUGUGGACGAUGCCGCUUUAGGACUAGGCGAUCAAAGAAAUAAGAUGACCCCCGAUGACAACAUCCUGUUCAGCGCCAUGGAGAUGAAGAAUGAGAUGGGCGGUGCCGGGGAUCUGUCCCGGGGUCUGGGAGCUCCCACGGAUCCCCGCAACACCAUGCUGGCCUACGACAGCUCCACGCUGCAGUACCGCAGGGCGGCCAUGGCCCGGCAAAACUAUGGCCACAGUGCCUUGGAGCGCCACGCCCAGAAGAAGUCCCGCCUACGGAGACGGGCCUCGCAGCUCAAGGUGAACAUCCCAGACCUGUCCGACGUGAACUCUAUCGAUAAGUGGUCCAGGAUGAUCUUCCCCACCGUCUUCUCCUUCUUCAACGUGAUCUACUGGCUCUACUACGUCCAUUAAACCCCGGAGAGCCAGGAGGCCGGCUUCCCGCCAGACGACUGACGAAGACGAAUUAGCGUGAAAAAAUCAAGAAAGAUAAAUAAUUUGCGUGAGAGAGAGAAUGCGAGAUGAAAACCGUGUGCUGACUUUUUUAGAGCUGGUUUGUUUCAGACGACGUGAGGAGAACACAGAGACCUUUUUGCAGCGGCACCCACUUCAGUCAGCAGUGACUCUUUUAGGAUUUGGAAAACACCUUCAAGUGACUGACGAGCACUCGAAUAAAAGAAGAGUGAAUAAACAAAAAAAGAGAGACAGAAAAGGUGCCUGUUCCAGAAUUUCAAUAUAUCACUAAUAUUUGUCAUUCGUAGCUUACUAUCGCUCUGUGGAUCAAAAUAUUUAUGCUUGUGUUUGCAUAUACUUUGAGGAUUUCUUUUGUUUAGUAUCUAUUUACUUCGUAGCCGAGCUGUCUGCAUCCAGGAAAAGCUUUAUAAAUGAUUUAAAAGGAGGUCAUCCUUGAUAGUCUAUUUUCCUAUAUUUACUGUAUAUCAGAAACAUCCUUUUAAAAAAAAAAGCAUGCUUAUUUUUGGUUUUGUUUUCAUCUCAGCGAUGAUGAUAAAUGACAGUAUUUUGGUUGUCCUAGUUGAAGGUUUCUUGCAGUUAACUUAGCACAGGCCACCAGAAUUGCAACAGGUGAACAGCAGGGGGCAGUCUUAUCUCUGGAGCUUUAAUGAUCAAAGAAAGAGCAGAUCUGGGGAAGCUGAUGCUUUUGAUAAGGUUUAUUUUACUUUAUCUGUGCUGACAGAUUCCCUUCCAUUUAUCUGCGAGGUUUCAUUUUCCUUUCCAAAUACGUUUAACUGAGUGAUUUAUUUUUUUUCCUCUACCGUGCAGAGAAUGGCUUUAAUUUAACGCGAGCUGGCGUAAAGAACUUUCCCGAUGGCGCGAGCUUCAUCGCUGCAUAAAUAUGGCAAUCCACAACCAUCGUUACGAGUAGGAACUGAAUGAUAGGAGUAAGAUGCAUUUCAUUGUGAUUAGGUUUCUGUUUCCAGAAAAAGAAAAAUAAUUAUUAAAAAAUACUGUAGAUAACAUAUUUAAUGAAAAAAAUUAUUCAUUUUUAUAAAUCAAUACUCACUUUAUUGUGUAAAUAUUAUGAAUUUAUUCUAUUUAAAUGGGUCUUUGUUGUUGUUUUCUGCAGUUGAAUUACAGCUCAAAUGUUCCAUUUAGUCAAAAAGAAAAAGAAAGGAAAAAAAAAUCUCAGCUUAAGAAGAAAUAAAACACAAUUUACAACUUUGCUGACUAUACUUUUGGGACUUUUCUCUCUUUCUCUCUCUCUGUCUCUUGUUUUUUUUUUUUUUUCCUUUUCUUUUUAAUGGACUCUGAAAGCAUCUACUUGCUGAAACUAAAGCACUUCCAGACACCACUGACUUUUGGGUCAAUGUCUCACGCUCCUGAAACAACAUAACCAGGAUCCCUCCCCUUACUAUCCAGGCAUUGAAGUCAGGCAUAUUUUGUACAAAGUUUCUGUAAAUUCUAAUUGUAAUAUUUCAUAAUGACUGUAAAUAUCUUGUGUAAUAACUGUCAGCAAUUAUGAAGAUGUAUCUAAAUUGAAUUAAAACUCAGUUAAGUCUA